AUGAAAGACAAGAAAAAGAAAUCCGCUGGUCCUAGUUCUGCGUCCAACGGCGGUAGUGGCUCCAAAAAGGGCAAGUCGUCGACUCCAGAGCCUCCGGCCGAGCUGAGUCCAGCCGAGAUCAAAGCCGCGAAUCGGGCCAAAGCAGCUGCUGGCCGAGCAAUUGUCGCCUCGUCCUCGUCAUGGACGGGCAAACUGCCAGCCACUCUGCUUUAUGAACAUUGUCAGAAGCUGAAAUGGGAAAAAGUCAACUUCGAUGCUGUAAGUGGAUCGUAG
This is a messenger RNA of Sugiyamaella lignohabitans, 273 nucleotides long. RefSeq names its product putative helicase. Bases 1 to 273 code for a protein of 90 amino acids. Lineage: Eukaryota; Fungi; Ascomycota; Dipodascomycetes; Dipodascales; Trichomonascaceae. The record is from RefSeq and is a predicted model, not a curated record. The transcript has a single exon.